Messenger RNA from Vollenhovia emeryi, 1809 nucleotides. RefSeq lists its product as uncharacterized. Bases 273 to 938 code for a protein of 221 amino acids. The record is from RefSeq and is a predicted model, not a curated record. Gene Ontology annotation, biological process: septate junction assembly; regulation of tube size, open tracheal system. NCBI's taxonomy places the organism in Eukaryota, Metazoa, Arthropoda, Insecta, Hymenoptera, Formicidae. The transcript is spliced from 2 exons. Gene Ontology annotation, cellular component: membrane; septate junction.
CGCAGAUUCGUUACGUUUAACGCCCCGCUCAUGAGACACUCGCGCGUGGCUCGAGGUGAGACGCGGGUAAGGUUAGGUUAGGCUAGAACUCGGCCGUUCGCUCCGCCAAUAACGCGGGUCGCUUGGGUGUGGUUUAUUAGAGCCGUGGGACCGUCAGGUAGAGCGAUUGUGUUCCAUGAGAGUGUAGUUUACGUCGCGCACCCAGCCAGGCGGCCGGACGCGUCUCGUGCCUCACUUUCGCGAUCGUCCCGGGUGCAGGCGCAACGGCGACGAUGAAGAAGAGAAGCCUGUCCGGCAACGUCGGCGUCGGCGUGUUCCUGGUGGGAUUCGUCUGCGUGUGCGUCGCGUUCGGCACGCCCUCCUGGUUGGUCAGCGACCCGCGGAUCGUCGGGGCGCAGCUCGACCGACUCGGCCUGUGGCGGCACUGCUUCAGGUCGCUACCCAAUCCCCAGGAGUCCGACGCGCCCAGGCGGUUCUUCGUCGGCUGCCGAUGGGUCUACGACCCGUUCACCGCGGGCUACUCCGAGAUCCGCGGCUUCCUGCUGCCCCCAUUUAUGAUAGCUACACAAGUGUUCUUCACGAUAUGCUUCCUGCUGGGCCUGAUAUCGUUCUUUCUCAUACUACUCUUCACUCUGUGCUGCGACCCGGAGCGAAAGAGGUACAUCGAGCUGAUAACCACCAUCGGUUACUUGCUACUGGCCAGCGGUCUCUGCGGUGGUUUGGCGGUCAUCGUAUUCGCCUGCCUCGGUAACGCGGACGGCUGGAUGCCCGGACACUCCAAUAACUAUCUAGGAUGGUCCUUUGCUCUGGGCGUCAUAGGCAGCGUACUGACACUGAUCGCGAGCGGUUUGAUGCUGGUGGAGGCAAACGUGCAACGAAAGAAACGAGACUACCUGAAGGAAUCUCAAACGCGUUUCCAACUGGAGUCCCGCGCCUAGAGCGGGGACGCGCGCGCACACGAGCGUCCGUACGAAAAGUCUGUAGUACCAUUCCGUCCAUAAGGUGCAACGUUUUUACCGUAGAACUUUUCUCUUAUCCGUAGACUGUACAGACCAGAAAAAUAUAACACGAAACAGAUCUGCAUUAAUUUAAGUUUAGACAGGUACGUAAGUUUAAUAUUUUUGUACGAUAUUUUAUAUCUCUUUAUAACAUCAUGUAUAUGGGACCGCAGUAUUGUACGAUGUUAUUAUUAACGAUGUAUAUGGGACGACAUAUGCGCGUCUUGAAACACUUGUAGAAAAAUUCGCGAGGAAUCGAUUGAUCACGAUAUUUUUAUUCGGAGCAAUUCGGAUCAUUUUUAAUAUGAAUCUCGACCGAUCGAGCUUUGAGCCGCGACGAGAGAGUGAGAUUGCGUUAAUCGCGCGGUUAUUUUUCUUCCGUCCAAACCUGGAAUGCGCGCUUUUAAUAAAUAUUUUAUCAUAAUUUUGUAGUUUUAACUUGGACUUCAUCGUAGGGACGUGGUCAUUUUUAUGACUUGUGUGGCCGUACACGAAUUUUUUAGUGCUUUGAGACGCGGAUUAUUGAAAUAGCUUGUAUAUUGUACCUACAUAUAUACAUAUAUAUUUAUAUAUGAUAUACAUAUUAAGUUCUACGCACGAGAUUUAAGAUAGUCGCACGACGCAGCUACGCAUUUCCACGUUUGUGGAAAUGUCAACGAGAUUAAUCGCGCACAAAGGUAAAUUUUAUAACUCCGUCCGUUACUAAAUAAAACUUCUAAUAAGAAAACUUUAUUCUCUACAGCCUAUCAGUCUCACUUAAAUGUAUACACGUAACAAAUAAAUUACAUCUCUCGACAGAUAAGAUUGUAAA